Danio rerio (zebrafish) is the source of this 1872-nucleotide messenger RNA. NCBI's taxonomy places the organism in Eukaryota, Metazoa, Chordata, Actinopteri, Cypriniformes, Danionidae. The record is from RefSeq and is a predicted model, not a curated record.
CACGUGCUUUGACGGUCGGUCUCUUUUCAGUGUAACACCAUGAGGAAGUGAAUUGUCUUUUUUUCCAGCUGAUCUGUGUGUCAGAUGUGUUUGUUGUCUACUCUAUCCUCCAGACAGACAGAUGAUGAGUGUGUGAACAGCCCCCCGCCUGCAGAUGAGGAGGCUGGUCUUCGUCUUCUGGCUGCUGUUUUAUGUGUGGUUCCUGCUGUCCAUCAGGAAGAUGUGGACAGGUCGGUAUGUUCGCAGUCCUCUGGCCAGAUCUCUCUUCAUGAACAUGCUGUCAGACACCGAAACGGCGGACUAUGGGGACCAAAAGUGGUACCGCUGCUGUCCGGAUCUGCUUGGAGAAAGCGUGAGCUCUGUGUUCGUUCAGAGUCAUCUGGAUGAGGAAACGCAGGCGUUUCUACAAAGGAGCGUCGAGAAGUCCAGCUGGAUCUUCACUCAGCUUUACCACUCACUGUUCUCCAGCAUCUUCAGCCCCAUCAUCUCCCGCACAUCCAUCAACGGGUUUCUGGGCCGCGGCUCCAUGUUCGUGUUCUCCAGGGAUCAGUUUCGGCGUCUCCUCAGGAUCGGGCCGGACUGGAGAGCGCAGCGGAUGCUGGAUCUGGGAGCCGGAGACGGAGGCGUCACUGAAGUCAUGGGUUCACACUUUCAUGAGGUCUACGCUACUGAGGUCUCCACACCCAUGAAGUGGCAUCUACAGCGCAAAAACUACAGUCUGCUGGGUAUCGAUGAGUGGCAGUGCACCGGUCUCCAGUAUGAUCUGAUCAGCUGUCUGAAUCUGCUGGAUCGCUGUGACGAGCCGCUGAAGCUCCUGCAGGACAUCAGGAGUGCGCUGGUGCCCGAAACGGGACGCCUCAUCCUGGCCGCGGUGCUGCCCUUUCAGCCUUAUGUGGAGACGGGCGGGUCGUGGGUUCGGCCGAAGCAGCACAUCCAGGUUCAGGGGAAGAGCUGGGAGGAGCAGGUGACGCACCUGAGCACGCAGGUGUUCCCGCAGGUGGGUUUGGAGCUGCAGGCCGUCACGCGUCUGCCGUAUCUGUGUGAAGGAGACAUGUACAGAGAUUAUUACGUGCUGGACGACGCCGUCUUCAUCCUCAAACCACUCAAACACUGACACAAACACUGACUGACAACUCCAACCAAAGGGCUGACGCAACUCAGGAAAACAUCAACAUUAUUCAAUCAGAGUCAGGCAGAUGACGGACUGCAGAGUUUCCUUUGGGAACGGAAUAAAGAUUCAGUGGAAACGUUUAGAGAAAUCUACUUAUUAUUUGGUCUAAUUACAGGUAAAUGAUUAGCCCUCCUGUGAAAUUUAAUAUGAAUAUUUCCUGAUAAUGUUAUCAAAUAUUUAGGUGCUGUUUAAUAAAUACGGUUUAAAGAAAUUAAAACGCAGAAGUAUGGAAAAACAUAUACCUGUAGUCAACAUUUGAAGUUGAUUUAAGAUAUUAUUAUAGUAUAAUUAACAAAGUACAAAUGUUUAUACAUUGAUCCUGUAUGUUACUGAUUAAAUAUCGGUAUUGUUCAAUACACACUUUUAUUUUAAAGGUUUUAAUUCUUGUUAAAUGUUGAUUGCUGAAGUUAUUCUGAAGUAAUAACUGCAGAUCCUCAUGGUGUGUGUCUCUAAUAUGUUAUUAUUAUUGUUACAUGUUUUCUGUCAGUCUGAACAGAACUUUUGAUGAGUCUGAAACAUCGUAGGACCAAGUUAAGACAUUAUUAAAUGAUGUCUGCUGUUCAUUGCACAACACAGCGAGAGUCUAAACAUGCAUUUGCAGUAUGUAGGUUCUGGUUAAGUUCAUGUUUUCCUUGUGUAUUAGGUAUGUGCUGAUUUUAUCGAUCGUGUGUUCACUGUGCAAUAAAUCUCCUUGAACUUGA